Molecule: messenger RNA, 2586 nt
Organism: Sinocyclocheilus rhinocerous
Lineage: Eukaryota; Metazoa; Chordata; Actinopteri; Cypriniformes; Cyprinidae
Product: cytohesin-2-like
Exons: 13
Coding region: 112-1356 (414 amino acids)
Biological process (GO): regulation of ARF protein signal transduction
Molecular function (GO): guanyl-nucleotide exchange factor activity
Source: RefSeq, a predicted model, not a curated record
CUCUCAACUCCUCCUUUGUCUGAGUCCUUUCGGUCCUCCGCCUAGUUAUUUAUUUAUUUCCUUUUCGUUUGUGGGGUAUAUUUUUAUAUAUCCUUAUCUCUCGGUUAUUGAAUGACAUUCGAUUCCGACACAUAUAUGCCUAAAAGCAAAGCCCCCAAAAUGGAUGAUCUGGACUACAUCCCAGCGGACCUGAGCCCAGAGGAGCGCUCCGAGCUGGAGGAGAUCCGGCGCAGGAAAGGAGCGCUGUUUCUGGAGAUCCAGCGACUGAAAGAGGAGCUGAGAGAAGCCAUUAUUGAGGUGGAGGGGCUGGAGAGCAGCACAGAGGGCAGUAAAACAUUACAGAAGAGUCGACAUGUGGCCAUGGGCAGGAAAAAAUUCAACAUGGACCCGAAAAAGGGCAUUGUAUUCCUAGUGGAGAAUGAGCUCCUCAGACACACUUCAGAGGACAUUGCUCAGUUUCUGUAUAAAGGAGAAGGACUCAAUAAAACAGCAAUAGGAGACUAUCUGGGUGAAAGAGAUGACUUCAAUAUCAAAGUGUUGCAGGCUUUUGUCGAUCUUCACGAAUUCACGGAUCUGAACUUGGUACAAGCACUUCGGCAGUUCCUGUGGAGCUUCCGCUUGCCCGGCGAGGCGCAGAAGAUCGACAGGAUGAUGGAGGCCUUUGCACAGAGAUACUGUCACUGCAAUCCUGGAGUCUUCCAGAGCACAGACACCUGUUACGUGCUGUCGUUUUCCAUCAUCAUGUUGAACACCAGUCUGCACAACCCUAAUGUGCGGGACAAGCCCACGGUGGAGCGCUUCAUCAGCAUGAACAGAGGCAUCAACGACGGAGGAGAUUUACCCGAGGAGCUGCUCCGAAAUCUGUAUGACAGCAUCAAGAACGAGCCCUUUAAGAUCCCAGAGGAUGAUGGGAAUGACCUGACGCACACUUUCUUCAACCCUGACAGAGAAGGCUGGCUCCUCAAACUGGGAGGUCGUGUGAAAACAUGGAAGAGACGAUGGUUCAUUCUGACUGAUAACUGCCUCUAUUACUUUGAGUACACAACAGAUAAGGAGCAGAGAAGGUGUUUGACCAACAUAGGCUCAAGGGAAAUACUGUAUCAGAGACAGUUUAACUGUUUUGAGCUCUACAUCCCUAAUAACCGCGGGCAGCUGAUUAAAGCGUGUAAGACGGAGGCCGACGGUCGAGUGGUGGAGGGAAACCACAUGGUGUACCGGAUCUCAGCUCCCACCCCAGAGGAGAAGGACGAAUGGAUCCACAGCAUCAAAUCCGCUGUGAGCGUGGACCCCUUCUACGAGAUGCUUGCAGCCAGGAAGAAACGCAUUUAUCUAAAGAAGAAAGAAGAGCAGCCCUGAAAGUCCAUCCAUACGCUCCCUCCAUUCUCUGAGAAACCAAUGAUCCUUCAUUAAGGUAGCUCUCGUCAGAUCGAUCUGUUAUGCUGGUUUAUGGAGAGAUGGAUGUCGUUGGGGAACCUGAACAUCAUCAUCAUCUUCGGUUUGGAUUUCGGUGGUCUGGACUGCAGCUCUUAUCUCCACACUUCUCCUACAUUUGCACACUACACAGUGUUAUUCACUAUCACACUAGUACACACUACAGAUACUCACUUUAUCUCGCUGACAUUCCAUAGGACUUCACUGACAAACGUAACAUUCAUGAAUCUGUGUAAAUCUCCAUCCUCAUCUCACGCUCCCUCCGCUCUCACAGUUCCAGUUCCUGCUAUUGACAGCAUUUUACUGUGAAGUUCUUACACGAACAGAGUAGACGACCAAACAGCCUGAUGCAUUCUUCUUCAUCAUCAUCAUCAGGGGCGGAUCUAUCCGAACCUUUAGCAGAGAUGAGCGCUGAAGGCUUUUGUUAGUUCGGUCGCUAUUGAUUUACUGAGUCUAUGUUGCUGCCUGUCUUAAACUUAUUUUAUAGAAACUGACACUAUUUAUCUCUUACUCGUUUGAGUGUAUUUACAUGUUAUAAAUGAAGGUCAUUGCUAUUCACACCACAUGAUGAACUUCACUUCAGUUUACCUAUUAGUUACAUAUCACUUCCAGCAUAUCUGUGAAACAGGAUAUGCAUUUUACACUGUUAUUGGUAUUGAUAACCCCACCGGUGAUGUCAUUUCCUGUGCACAGUUGAUGACAACUGUAUUGAACUUCACUGACCCAUCGAAGCACCUGUGCUCGUCAUUAUAUGCGAAUCCUUAAAUAAGCUCCUUCACCUUAAGAAAAGAGCCUUAAAAAUCCCACAGCCCUGAAUGUUCUUACACAAGUGUUUCAAAAACUCAACCACUGGGGCUGCGAAACUGUUCUUGGGCGAAUCUCACGAAAACAUGUCCAGAUUAUACCGCACACAGAAAACUGAUUUUUUUGUGUAAAGAAAAAGGCAGAUUUUCAAGUUUUUUUAAAUUUAUUGUUAUCAUCAUUUGGCAUUAUUUUCAUAACUAAGCACAGUUCCUCCUAAAUGCAUGCAAGUGUUUGGUGGAAUGAAAUGAAAUUUCUUAUUUCUCUGAAUGAAAUUUGACUCGUGAUCUUGACAGAUUUGGUGAGAUUCGCUCUCUUACUAUUUCCUACUACAAGCAAACUGUCUCGAUUGGG